This is a messenger RNA of Ceratotherium simum simum (southern white rhinoceros), 1161 nucleotides long. Lineage: Eukaryota; Metazoa; Chordata; Mammalia; Perissodactyla; Rhinocerotidae. The record is from RefSeq and is a predicted model, not a curated record.
AUGGAUCGCUGCCUUUUAUGCAACAACGAAACUCACUGGGCCCCUGUAGGGAGCACGAUGUGCUUUGAAAAGGAAGUGGAGUAUCUCAACUGGAAUGACUCCUUGGCUAUCCUACUGCUGGCCCUCUCCCUUCUGGGAAUCAUGCUUGUUCUGGCCAUCGGCAUAAUAUUUACAAGAAACCUGAACACACCCGUUGUGAAAUCGUCCGGGGGACUGACAGUCUGCUGUGUGAUCCUCCUCUGCCAUUUCCUCAACUUUGCUAACACAGGCUUUUUCAUUGGAGAACCACAAGAUUUCACCUGUAAAACCAGGCAGACGCUGUUUGGUGUGAGCUUUACUCUCUGCAUCUCCUGCAUUUUGAUGAAGUCUCUGAAAAUCCUGCUAGCCUUCAGCUUCGAUCCCAAGUUGCAGAACUUUUUGAAGUGCCUCUAUAAACCGAUCCCCAUCAUCUUCGCUUGCACAGGUAUCCAGGUUGUCAUUUGCACACUCUGGCUCAUCUUAGCAGCACCUACUGUGGAAGAGAAUGUGUCCUUUCCCAGAGUCAUUAUCCUGGAAUGUGAAGAGGGAUCCAUCCUAGCAUUUGGAACCAUGCUGGCCUAUAUCGCUAUUCUGGCCUUCAUUUGCUUCAUAUUUGCCUUCAAAGGCAGGAAAUUACCUGAGAAUUACAAUGAAGCCAAAUUCAUAACAUUUGGCAUGCUCAUUUACUUCAUAGCUUGGAUCACAUUCAUCCCUGUCUAUGCUACCACAUUUGGCAAACAUUUGCCAGCUGUGGAGAUUAUCGUUAUUUUAAUAUCUAACUAUGGGAUCCUGUGUUGCACAUUCUUCCCCAAGUGCUAUGUCAUUCUUUGUAAGCAAGAGACAAACACAAAAUCUGCCUUUCUCAAGAUGAUUUACAGUUACUCUUCCCACAGUGCAGGCAGCCUUGCUAUGAGUCAUGUUUCACUGGACUCCUCUAACAGCAAUAUCCCAAUGACCAAUCCCAGCUCUGGUCAUAAGUCUGCAGUCUGGCAGACAAGCAAAGAUCUUCAGGCACGAGCAUUUGCAUACAUCUGCAGAGAAAAUGCUACAAGAGCAUCUAAAACUUUGCCUCGAAAGAGAAUUUCAAGUAUUUGAAUGAGUCCUUAAGAGAUGGCACGUUCCUGAAUAAAAUGUUUCUAGGGU